AAAAAAUGUAGAAGACUUCACUGGACCUAGAGAAAGAAGUGAUCUGGGAUUCAUUACAUUUGAUAUAACUGCUGAUCUAGAGAAUAUAUUUGAUUGGAACGUUAAGCAAUUGUUUCUUUAUUUAUCAGCAGAAUAUUCAACAAAAAAUAAUGCUCUGAACCAAGUUGUCCUCUGGGAUAAAAUUGUUCUGAGAGGUGAUAAUUUGAAGCUGUUUUUGAAGGAUAUGAAAACAAAAUAUUUUUUCUUUGACGAUGGAAAUGGUCUCAAGGGAAACAGGAAUGUCACUUUGACCCUAUCUUGGAAUGUUGUACCAAAUGCUGGAAUUCUACCUCUUGUGACAGGAUCAGGACACGUAUCUGUCCCAUUUCCAGAUACAUAUGAGAUAACGAAGAGUUAUUAAAUUAUUCUGAAUUUGAAACAGCAUAUUUUUAUACUUAAUGAAUUGUAUCUCAUUUAUUUCUUCCCUUGCAUUUUCAUUUGUUUUUGUUUUUGUUUUUUUUCUUUUUUGGGGGGGAGGGCGGUAUAAGAACUAACAUUUAAAAGGCAUAUUUGAAAGGAAAAGUUAAUGGACUACUUAAACUUAAUUUUACAAACAUAAAAACAAGGCCACCAGAGUGGAGUAUUAUAAGAAUAAGACAAGUACAUUGUAAGGAUUUAUAAUGGAUAUUUAUUUGAAGUAGUCCCUGUGUUUCUGUUAUUCUUUAUGGAGUACAAAGUGAGCAUGAAGGGUAGUUAAUAUGUUCAGGUGCCUGUAGAGUCCUAAGAACUCUGUAAUUUAUGCCUUGCAUUCAUGCAAGUUCACAUUUGAUGUGAUUUAGAAGUAGACAUUCUCUCUUAUCUCUUUUAGGUUAUGUUUGAAUACUGGAAAAAUUUCUGUGGUUAUUUAUUAGAAGUCUGGUUCACAAAAAGCCAAAAGUGAUGACAUUUUAUUCCAUUUGUCUUAGGAAUACCCAUAUGCUUGUUAUUCUUACAGGUGACUAGCAACUUUCUCCACUUAAAAACUAAAUACCUCUUUAUAUGCUGUGUAUCAUCCUAACACAUUUUAAAGUCUCUUAAGUCAACUCUGUCUUUCAGUGCUUUCUGUAAAAAUGUUCCUUUGUAUUAUAUCUUUGUAUAAUUUUUAGCUUUGCCAUUGAAAGUUAAAAAUGUUUGCAUGAUUUACACUCUUGAGUUAAGUUCAUUUUAGUGAGCAUGCCUAGUGCCACUAAGUGGUAAUUAUUUCCAGUUUUCUGUAGGUCCACAUUUUAAUUAUUAUUGGGGUAAUUAAUAUUUGUGGUGUGCUUUUUCAGUUACAAAGCACUCACAUAUAUUUUAUUGUAUGUUAUCCUCAGUAGUCUGAUGAGGUACGUGAUACAAGUGUUAGCUCUUUUCAGAUGAAGAAACUGAAACCCAGAAGUUUAUUGCAUUGCUGUAAGGCUAAACAGCUGGCAAGGAUGGAGUUGAAACUUGAAUUGAGGUCUGAUUCUCUAGGCUUGUCUUUUUUCUUAUACCUCAGGUUACAGACUAAUCAGAUUUUACUUAUAAAUAAGAAAGCAUACUUUUUGUUAUCUUAGGCACUCCUUUAAUUACUUCUAGAAGAGGUUUCCUAUUCAGUAUGGAAGUGACUAAUUUUUAAGCUGCCAACAACUUACAUAAAGUAAUACUUUAUUUCGUUUUCUGUAUAAACUCCUUUCAUUUAUAUUAAAAGUAAGAAAAUAUAAGUAUGUGAAAAUAAUUUAGGGGUUAAAUAUAUAACUUAUCAUUAAAUAUACAACUGUAUUUAAUGCUUCCUUUUUCCCUGUAGUGGGCAAAUAAACAGCUUCAAUGAUUGCAACUGCAAAUCAAUUACCCUUAAAAAGAAGACCAAACACUGUAGUUACACUAUCAGCAGUAACCAAAAAGGGCUACUAUUUUCUAAGAACUGUUUAAAUUAAAACAUUUGUUACAUUUACCUCAUAUGAAAUAUAUCAUUAUUUAAUUGCAUUGAUUUUAACAGGUAUUAUAUGUAGGUCAUGUAAAAGCACGUGAGUAUAAGUUUUUAAAACUAGCAGAAAGGUUAGAGGUAUAAUACGGAUACUAGAUUGGAUUUGGCUGCUAGCUUCUCAUUAAACUUUUCAGGGUCUUGGUUUCUUUAUCUGUAAAGUGACAGAGUUGGGCUAAUUAACUUAAAUGGUGGUUCUUUCAUACCACACAAGUCUAAAAUUUGUUUUACCUAUUCAGCAAAGAGAUUGAACAGAAAAGCAUCUUAAUAAUGUGAAGACAGGAAGGUGAUUGAAAGACUAAUACAUCAUUCAUAUUGAUCUGACUGUAUUUCUCUUAGCUUUUGCACCAGAACAUUUAACCUCAUUUAGUUUAUACAAAAACUAGACAUGAAAACUUAAAAUCUGUAAGUGUCAAAACUUAAAAAUUGGGUAUAUUCUUCUUAAGGAGAGUGUGUACAAUGAGCUUUCAGUCCUGGUCACACAUGGGGACUGGUUUAACAGUUCAUUUAUACCUCUAUGCCGUGUAAGUCUGUUAGUCUGGUACAGAUUAAUGUUGAAAUUUACUUGAGUUACAGUUUGUUUAUUUGACAAACCCACUUGUUUGGACUUUGAAGAAGAGAAGUAGAAAAGCUCAAUGAGCACAAUGUGCAUAAAGCUGUUCAUUUUUACAUAACUAAGGGAAACUGCUCAGGACAAGAAUGCUUCAAAAUGGGUAUAAGGAACCGCCGUCUCAGGAACUCAUUUUUGGGUGCGCACAGUUCUACUAGUCAUAAUUCUACAUUUAAAAAAAUUGACGUCUUCAGUUUGAUAACCAUAUCAUCUACCUUCGUCUCAAUGUGUCAAGUAAUCUCAAGUGUUCAAAGACGCAAACCUCCUCAUUUCUAAAAACCCAAGUACAUUUAGAAAUGUCUGAGCCCAGAGAUGAUUCUGAGAAAAGAGAAUAAUUGCAAGACACAUGCUUAAAGUAAUUAUGGUUAGAAAUGAAUUAAUUUUAAAUGCAGUGCUCACAUACUCUUCUGUAGCACUUUGACCCAGACAAACAGCUCUAUCAGUGUUUUUUAUUCCUCUAAUUGAUUACAUUGUGGUUUCUUAGUGCUGAAAGGGAAAUAACAAAAAGCUUCAUCAAUUCCUAAGGGUGUAUUAAGGAAAGUGGAUUAUUUUGUACUUCUUUUCCUGAAAUUAUUUUAUAAGUCUUUGGUGGGUCCUGGCCAACCACUUAAUAGCACUAAGAGAUGGACUGGAAGGUGAUAAAUGAACAGUUUUCACUGUAGUUUUUAAUCUAAAGCUGAGAGAUCUAAAGCUUUGGAUCUUUAGGGUAUAGAUUAACAGAGGUGUUAUUUUGUAAUACUUUGAAUUGACAUGAAAUGGGUUUAUGGGGGUAAAAAACCAUAAGCUGUGAACUUUGGUAAUAAACAUCCAUUUCAGAAGCUUUCCUUGCUUUUAGCAGAGAGCUUGUGUACAUUAUGUGUGACUUCCAGUGACUUAAAGAGAUCUAUUUCAAAAAGUUGUUGCAUGUUUUUGAUGCAAUUUGGGAAAUUGUUUACUUCACAAAUACAAAUUCAUAAAAAAAAUUCAUGAAAA
Tupaia belangeri chinensis (Chinese tree shrew) is the source of this 3542-nucleotide messenger RNA. RefSeq names its product signal peptidase complex subunit 3 (gene SPCS3). The record is from RefSeq and is a predicted model, not a curated record. Gene Ontology annotation, biological process: protein targeting to ER. Lineage: Eukaryota; Metazoa; Chordata; Mammalia; Scandentia; Tupaiidae. Gene Ontology annotation, cellular component: signal peptidase complex; membrane.